CACGGCAAGUUACUUGACAAGAAGAGGAUUGCCACAGGUGGUCACCUCGCCACCGCGCUGUACCGGUUUGCUAAGCAAGAGACUGAAGCAAGGAGGGACGCGCAGCAAAGUUCUGGAUUCUCCGACGGGGAAACGCUCUCCGAUUUCAAGAUGUCAGCAAAGAAAUCAAAGUUGCGCGUAAUAACAUACAUGUGCCCUAGCCAUCCAGUUGAAUUGUAUGAACUUCUUUUACGAUAUUUGGAAGAGGAGUUGAACUGUGAAGGAUACUUAUUGUAUGAGUCACGAAAUACAGGCCCAUUACCUGAUCGAGUUGAUCCAUUUACAGACAACAUAGUGGACAUUGCAUUUAUGAGCACUUCAGCGUACAUCCAUCUCUUGGAAGAAAAAAAUCCUUCAGUUGAACUGCUUCCUAUUGCGGCUGUAAUUAAUCACCCCAAAAACACGGAUGGUACAAAAGGCUACUAUGCAGAUAUCAUUAUACAUGUGGAUGGAAAGAAACAUGUUAAGGAAUUUCUGGAUUUGCGAGGAUGUAGAUGGGCCUACAGUAAUGAUAAUUCAUUGAGUGGUUGUAAAAUUAUAUUGAGAAAUCUAAAACAAUUAGGAGAAAAUGCAUCUUUCUUUGGCAAUACAUUAAAGUCAGGUUCUCACUUAAAUUCAAUUCAGAUGGUUUUAUCAAAGCAAGCUGAAGCAGCUUCUGUGGAUGCCAAUACUCUUGCAUACAACAAAAAGAACCUACAAGAUGGUGGUAAAGAUAUUAUCGUUUUAGACAGCAUUGGACCUCUCCCACCACACCCAGUAAUUGUUAACAGCAACAUUGAUGUAAAUUUGAAAGAAAAGCUGAUAAAAGCAUUCUUGACUAUGGCAGACAAAAAAUUGUGGGGAACACAACUGAAGAAUUUUGGAAUUCAGAAAUUUGUACCCAACUCUAUUGAUACAUAUGAAGAAGAAAGAGAAAAUCAAGACUCUGUUAAAAAUUUGACUUUGGGAUUACGUUAUUAUUGAUUGUAACCUGUCAAAGAAUGCCAUUUUUAUGAAAACAAAAUAUGCCAAUGUAAUUUGAUGAAAGAAAUAUUUUUUUUCAAUUUA
Gryllus bimaculatus (two-spotted cricket) is the source of this 1086-nucleotide messenger RNA. The record is from the annotation of a GenBank genome assembly. Lineage: Eukaryota; Metazoa; Arthropoda; Insecta; Orthoptera; Gryllidae.